Messenger RNA from Ramularia collo-cygni, 1728 nucleotides. RefSeq lists its product as uncharacterized. The record is from RefSeq and is a predicted model, not a curated record. NCBI's taxonomy places the organism in Eukaryota, Fungi, Ascomycota, Dothideomycetes, Mycosphaerellales, Mycosphaerellaceae. The coding region runs from base 1 to 1728 and encodes 575 amino acids. The transcript has a single exon.
AUGCGUCCGCUACCGAGGCGAACGACGCCGUUCAAGAGACGUUCCAUCUCACCAGAGACGGAAGCAGAACGGGAGGCAAAGCGACUCCACAUUGAGAGUCAUCGUUUUGACGAGCCCGAGUUCCAAGCGAUUGUGAAGGAAGAAGAGCCAUCGGACGAAAUCAUUUAUGAUGCUCCAUUCGCAAAUGCACAGGCUCGACGCUCCAGCAGGCAGAAGCAAGCAAUUGAUGGUCAUGCCUCUGAUCUGGAAAUGUCAUUCCAGGUGCUGGCAAACUUGUAUUAUGCUCAUCUUGAUGAAAGUAAUCUGGUUCAAGGGGCGUUCGUCACCGUUCGGGACCGACGAAGGGAGCUCAUCUGUGACACCUCUUCAUCCACAGCCCGCAAGACGAAAAUUGAACAAUGGCUAGCAGAAUCGUUCCGGUCACUGAACUUACCGGAGCACAAUCUGGAAAUGAUAGGUUCCGCGCUGCGAAAAGCAGAGCUCUCUCACAUAAUCCCUCAGUGGAUGGCAAAAUUUGGCGCCAACGAGUUCCGUGCUGCUGUACAAUUGUUGCAAGACGUGGACGCCAGUGGCGAGCACGGCGUGGCAGAUGUCGUUCAACUACUUCGGGAACAGAAAGAAUCUGCAAAGUCGGCAGAACCAAUGGUGCUACCUUCGCCAAGGUCGAUCACCCCAAGCAGGACUCCUGAAGCUACGAAAACUCCCAAGUCCGGCAAAACCGUCGCCAGGUUGAAGUCUAGAGCCAAAGUCGACCCUGGAAAAGUGCAGCAAACUCAAUGUGGUCAAUCUGCAAAUGCAGACGCAAGCUCCAAGGACAGAAGAACCACAGACCAGCAGCUUGAAGGGAAUCGCGGCGUGGCUGCAACUCGUGGCAAGAGCAUGCCUCCCACUCUGCAUGCAAAACGCCGAGUUGGCCAACAGGAUGCUCCCCAGACAACACAUUCGUCAAGUCCCUUUCUUGAUGAGUAUCGGAGAAACGGCGAUCUCCUCAAACGCAAGUCUUCUUCUGGUGGCUCUGUGGUGAAACGCAAACCUGGACCUGACUCCACGACGAACGAGCCAUCUCCUGUUCGGCAGUCGCCCUUGAAGCCUACUUCUUCUCCAAUCGCAAUGGUGCGUUACGUCCGGCCUGACAAUUACAACCUAUUGGUCUUCUUCAUCGGUCCGAGGAUGAAUACCGUGUCGUCCAAGGCGAUUAGCGGUGCGUGUUGGGAUGCUUUCAGUAAAGCGCCUCUUCAGACCCAUCGUUGGAGUGAAGGCAUCUGGUUCGUGCGGAUCAACGACGUGCAAGAUGUAUUCACCGAUCUAUGGACUGUCAAUGGCGACCAAUUCACGGCCACACCCACCAAUUCGGACCCUCACAACCUCUUUGUAGCGACUUACAUUGGCACCCAGAUCGACGGCGAUGUUCUGCAGAGGGUGGUUGAGGAUGCAGUCGCCGAAUGCCAUCCUGUGCGGUCUGGGGGAAGGAUUGUUCUGUACMGAACUCCUUAUGUGCAGGAUAAGAGGCAGAUUGUCUUCCUGCACCUCGCCAAGUCACCUGAGAAGUUCUUGCUGCAAGCCGUCGUGCCUGAUGUUUCUGGGAAAAGUCGAAGUCUCAUGUUCAAGCCGGCGAUCAAGGAUUGUCAAGCUCCGUGCUUUUAUUGCGAUCAGAUGCAUGAUGAGAUCGUUUGUCCCGGUGCUGACCAACUGUCUCGGUUUUCGGUGCCUUCGGCAAAGAAGCGGUAG